AUGCUGCAAUCCAACUGCACUGCGGUAGACCCGAACCCAGACUCGCCUUGCAAUGCCGCAUACUCUUCAUAUGGCUUCCAGCCAGCACUGUGGACAGGUAUCCUCUUCUGCUGCCUCUUUGGCAUCGAGAUGAUCGUCCACUGUGGGCUGCUCGCCUACCACCGCCUCUUCCCGCGCUUCAUGUUCAUCGCAAUCGUCGGCGCUGCGGGCGAGCUGGCAGGCUGGAUCGCGCGUACCUACGGACAUCACGACCCCUUCGACCGCAACGGCUACAUCGCCCAGAUCAUCUGCCUCAUCCUCAGCCCAGCAUUCAUCAGUGCGGUCAACUACGUCGCCCUUCAGAACGUCAUGGACGUCUACGGAUCCAAGUGGUCGCGCAUCCCGCGCAAGUGGUACGUCCUCGGCUUCUGCGCAGGCGACUUCUGCUCUCUCGUCGUCCAAGCCGUCGGCGGCGCGCUGUCGGCGGAAGCAGAGACCGAGGAUGCCGUCAAUCUGGGCAAGUCAAUCAUGAUCGCCGGUGUCUCGAUCCAGGUGGCCGUCACGGCACCGUUCCUGCUUCUCUACCUCGACUACAACUUGCGCCGUCUGCGCGAGUGGUCCAAAGCCGGCAUCCCCAAGCACGAGCGACCGUACCCCAAGGUGGAGAUCUUCAAUGGCGUGAUCGGAAUCAGCACACUCUUUGUGCUCAUCCGAUGUAUCUACCGUAUCGUCGAGAUGGCCGACGGCUGGGUCGGCUACCUGGCCACCACCGAGGUCUACUUUGACGUGCUCGAUGCACUCAUGAUUGUGAUCGCCAUUGGCGUCUUUAUCCCAUUCCAUCCCGGCUGGUAUCUGCCCAAGGACAUCAAGCGGGGCGCCAUGGGCUACAACGCGGCCGACAUGAUCACGGGCGAGAAGAUGCCCAAGACGAACACCGAGCUCUCGCAGGAGAGCAUGGCGCCGACAGCCACGCCUUCGGCCGCCACCUCCAGCAGCGACCACAGCCCUGCAUGA
Molecule: messenger RNA, 993 nt
Organism: Moesziomyces antarcticus
Lineage: Eukaryota; Fungi; Basidiomycota; Ustilaginomycetes; Ustilaginales; Ustilaginaceae
Product: RTA1 domain protein
Exons: 1
Coding region: 1-993 (330 amino acids)
Cellular component (GO): fungal-type vacuole; plasma membrane
Source: RefSeq, a predicted model, not a curated record